Molecule: messenger RNA, 635 nt
Organism: Dacryopinax primogenitus
Lineage: Eukaryota; Fungi; Basidiomycota; Dacrymycetes; Dacrymycetales; Dacrymycetaceae
Product: profilin
Exons: 4
Coding region: 87-467 (126 amino acids)
Cellular component (GO): cell cortex
Molecular function (GO): actin monomer binding
Source: RefSeq, a predicted model, not a curated record
CCUUCUCUUCACGCCCUCUUUCUUUCUUUCACUUUCAAACCUUAUCUUCAUAUCCUCGGUCAAUAUCUUCUUGUACAAACACAACAAUGUCCUGGCAAGAGUACGUCGACGUCCAGCUCCUCAGUACAGGCAAUAUCCAACGUGCGGCUAUCAUCGGCCAAGCUGGAGGAGUAUGGGCCUCCAGUGCGGGGUACACCCUCUCCCCUCAGGAACAGCAAGCCGUCUUGCGCGUGUUUACCGACCCGAGUGCUGCUCAGGCCUCGGGCGUCCGUUUGGCCGGCAAGAAGUUCUUUGCUGUCCAGGUCGAUGACCAGCAUCUUUAUGGCAAGCAGGGCGCAGGCGGAUGCACCAUAGUCAAGACGACCCAAGCAGUCAUCAUUGGCGAAUACGACCCUCCCACACAGGGGCCGGAAGCCAACCUCGUCGUCGAGAAGCUGGGCGACUACCUGCGGAGUGUUGGCUACUAGCCCACUAGCGCUUCGUAUGCAUGUACCGAUUGGGGGUUGUACUGUUCAGUCGGAGGAAGUGUAAGGGAGUCUAGAGUGUUGAGUGUGUAGGGUGUAGGGUAUGCAGGUGUGGCAUGGAGGAGAUCAAGCGUUAAGAACCACGAAACCCUGUAUUUGAAAUUGAAACGU